AUUCUGAAGGACUCGGACCGGAAGUCGUAUUGUUGUUGGCGGAACAGAGCUGAAAGAAGCUAAAGGAGCUAACCGAAGGAGCUAACAGAUAUGAACGAGUAAUAACAAAUGGCUGCUGUCGUCAGUCUGGCGCGGAUGGAGAGGAGGCGUCCAGCACAGGAAGACAUUUGUCCUCUGGAGUCUAAGUCUUUGAGGACGGACGGAGAGAAUGUCGUCUGCAGACUGGACAGGAAGUCCCCGACGCUGGACAGACAGGAGGAGGGGAGAACACCUGUCUGCGGUGACAUCACAGUGACACGGGAACACGUCGACAUGGCGACCAGCGAGGCCAGCGAGGACGAACUGGGACGACUGGACAUCGACCUGGACAGGAAGUCCAAACAGCACAACCUCACAUCCAGCAACGUGCGCGCCAUCCUGCACGAGGUGAUUACCCAUGAGCACGUGGUGGCCAUGAUGAAAGCUGCCAUCAGAGACACACAGGACCUUCCCAUGUUUGAGCCCAAGAUGACUCGAUCUAGACUGAAGCAGGCCAUUCAGCAGGGACAGCCACUGAACUGGAGUCUGUCUGCAGUGAACACAGCCAAGCCCCCUCAGUUUGUGGACAUAGAUCUGGAGGAGGAUGAAGACUCAUCAGAUGAAGAGUAUUGUCCUGAGGAAGAGGAGGAAGAGGAAGACACGGCUGAAGAGACAUUCCUCAGUGAUGCAGACAGCUUGGCUUCACCUCCCAAAAUGCAUCAGGACUCUCAACCCAAAGUGUCAUCAGACCAGAGGACAGAUGCACCGCUACAGAGACCCCCAGGACCGCUGGGAGACCCCCUAACCUGCACUCCUCAUCACCUCCUCCCACCUCCAGAGUCCUCCUUCCUGGAGAGACUCAACGCUGUGGACGAGGAGCUGGACAGCAGCGCUGCCUUCACAUAUCACCAGUCUCUGGACAGAAAAGCUGAUGAUGACGGUGGCGGUGAUGAAGGCUCCAGCUGUUUGGCGUUCCGUACGCGCUCCAAGCGUCCUCUGGUGAACGUUCCUCUGGGCCAGCUGGAGGCGGAGCUUCUGGCCCCCGACAUCACGGCAGACAUGUACGAGCAGAGCGCCGCCCAGCGGAAGCAGGACCGCCACUGGACUAAGUGGCUGCAGGGCCUCAUGGCCCCCGACACCGACGAGGAAGCUGACGAUGACGAUGACCCCGAGUACAACUUCCUGGAGGACGUGGACGAGCCGGACUUGGAGGACUACCGGACGGACCGCGGCGUCCAGAUCACCAAGAAGGAAGUGAACGAGCUGCUGGAGGAGCUUUUUGAUACUCUCCAGGAGGAAGAGGAGGAACACGAGGAAGAGGAGCCGUCUCAGACUGGACACAAGUUCAACGUUCCCCAGGCUUUACGUUUUGAUGCUCCGUUAGCCAGCAUGCUAACGGAGCGCCGGCGGACAGUGAGAAAACAGUAUGAAGCUGCGCAGCAGAGGAGAGCACUGCAGGACACCACCAACCAUCACCGUGACGACAAGGAAACAGCCAGCCCGGCGCCCGUCCCCGUCACCUCCGUGUUGGUGCUGCCAGGCCGGGUGGAGCCCGCCCUCCACCUAAACUCUGCCCAGAAGCUGCAGCUGCAGCAGCAGAUACAGCAGCAUGUGCAGCUGCUGACUCAGGUUCACCUGCUGAGUCGCCGUGUGGACGCACUGAACCACGAAGCCUGCAUCAGCAAACACUACCUGGAGGAGCUGCAGCAGUUCUCCAGCCGGCGGGAGCAGGUUUUCCUGCCCAGCAGCUUCAGGGUGUGUAACCUGCGGGGGGCGCUGGAUCUCCUGCAGGAGGUGGAGCAGAGGGUGGAGCCUUCUGUUACUCCGCUUCCUGUCCCUGCUGCGGCCUCCAGACGCUGGCUCCCCACCAUGACUCCUGCUACCAACAGCCACGCCUUCCCUCUGCUGCCUGCCGACGCCGCCUGGCUGUUCGCCACGCGUCCCGUCUUCCUUUACCCAGAACUACUUCCUGUCUGCAGCCUGGACCCCCCCGCACACAGCCAGCGGCCCCGCAGCAUUUACACCGCCGGAGAGGACGGGCUGAUCGUCCUGGCUCUGAAGCACUUUGCGGAGACGCUGCAGCCGGAUCAGCUGAUCAGCUGCUACCUGCUGUGUAAAUCUCGCUGGAACUUCAAGAAACACGUGAGAGACAUGAGCGGGCCGAGAGCGCCGCGCAACAGCGUCAUCAAGACGUUUGUGACUCAGCGAGUCGUCCCGGUGCUGCCGCUGGCCUGCAGCCGAGUGGAUCCAGGAGAGCAGCGCCCCCCGGUGGACAGAAACAUCCCCAACACGCCAAACUGGCUCAAGAACAGUCAGCUGAUCAUCCAGAAGUCCCGGCUGAGCUCCGGCCAUUACCCCCCCUCCCUCCCCCCGGGCGUCACCCUCAGGCUCCACCCCUAUUGGCUCAGCAAGUCCUCGCACCCACCUCCACCUUCACACAGACGGAUCUUCGCCCUGGCCCACAAUGCAUCUCUGCUGCCUCUCGCACAACGCCCAGCAGACAGUCAGUCAGACAGACAGUCAGACAGACCAGAGGGCUCGCUGUUAGACAGCCAAGCAUCGCGGAAAUCAAAGAGACAAACAGACAGACGGUUGGACAGAAAGAUAAACCAACCGGUGGACAGACAGUCAGACAGACAGCCAAUCAACUGCCUGCCUCUCCCGCCUCCAGGUGUCACUUUACUCUCGGACUCCCCCGCUGUCUCCACAGCCCUGGCUCCGCCUCUCGCUGUCUCCACAGCCCUGACUCCGCCUCUCGCUGUCUCCACAGCCCUGGCUCCGCCUCUCGCUGUCUCCACAGCCCUGACUCCGCCUCUCGCUGUCUCCACAGCCCUGACUCCGCCUCUCGCUGUCUCCACAGCCCUGACUCCGCCUCUCGCUGUCUCCACAGCCCUGACUCCGCCUCUCGCUCUCUCCACAGCCCUGACUCCGCCUCUCGCUGUCACCACAGCCCUGACUCCGCCUCUCGCUGUCUCCACAGCCCUGACUCCGCCUCUCGCUGUCUCCACAGCCCUGGCUCCGCCUCUCGCUGUCUCCACAGCCCUGACUCCGCCUCUCGCUGUCUCCACAGCCCUGACUCCGCCUCUCGCUGUCUCCACAGCCCUGACUCCGCCUCUCGCUCUCUCCACAGCCCUGGCUCCGCCUCUCGCUGUCUCCACAGCCCUGACUCCGCCUCUCGCUGUCACCACAGCCCUGACUCCGCCUCUCGCUGUCUCCACAGCCCUGACUCCGCCUCUCGCUGUCUCCACAGCCCUGGCUCCGCCUCUCGCUGUCUCCACAGCCCUGACUCCGCCUCUCGCUGUCUCCACAGCCCUGACUCCGCCUCUCGCUGUCUCCACAGCCCUGGCUCCGCCUCUCGCUGUCUCCACAGCCCUGGCUCCACCCCCUGUCUGUGGGGCUGUCUCAUUGGCUGCCGUUCAUCCAGGCCCCGCCCACAUCCUCCAGCCCUGCCUUCCUAUUGGCCAGUGGACGCAACAGAGCAGCAGAGCUUCUUUCCCUCUCCCCUCUCUGACCGACGCUCGGACAAACGUAAAGCCGGCGUACUUCCUCCUCCAGAUGGUGUGGACGCCUGCCUCCACCUCCCAGCAUGCACUGGGGCAACAGCUCCACAGACCAAUCAAAGAGGAGCGAGAGGACACAACGCCAUGCCUUCCACCGGAGGAAGAGAGGCGGGAAGAGGAGGAAAGUUCAGGAUCAACAUCAACACUCAGCCCGAUGUCUUCCUGUGAAGGAGAGGAAGAGGGGAGAGAGGGAGGAGAAGAUGAAGAAAGGAGAGAGGAAGAGGAGGGUGCAGCGGGAGGAGGAGGAGGAGGAGGAGGAGGAGGAGGAGAGGGGGAUGAAGGGAGAGAGGAAGAGGAGGGAGUAGCGGGAGGAGGAGAGGGGGAUGAGGGGGGGGAGGAAGAGGAGGGAGACGGAGAGAAAGAAAAGGAUGAAGAUCAGGACCGGCAGGGAGAGGAGGAAGAGGAGGAGGAGGAGGACUUUGAUGACCUCACGCAGGACGAAGACGAAGAGGAAGUGAUGUCGUCUGCGUCGGAGGAGUCAGUGCUGUCGGUGCCAGAGUUACAGGAGACGAUGAAGCAGCUGACGUGGCUGGCGGCCGAGCGGCGUCUCUGUGCAGAUGGAGACUCUGAGGAAGACCACUCGCCCACCUCUCAGGAGGAGGAGGAGGAGGAGGAAGAGGAGGGGCCUAAAGGGGAGGAGUCUGGUGAGGGGCGGGGCAGCAAGGAGGGAGGAGACGAGGAGACGCCAGCGGGAGAGGAGACGCCCAGAGGAGGAGCAGGAGGACGCUGUCUGGGACGGGGACGAGGUCGAAGCCGUCCUCUUCGCGGUCUGAGGAAAAGCCGUCAGGAGCGCCACAGUAAAGACGCCGCUAAACUCUUACUGCUGUAUGACGAAAACAUCGUCAACAACGACCCACACAGAGAGAGCAAAGACGUGGCGUUCGCCCAGAGCUACCUCAACAGGGUGCGCGAGGCGCUGCAGGAUGUACCUGGGCAGGUGGAGGAAUUUGUGUCUCUGCUCAACGACUUUGAGCAGCUGGGCGGUGGACAGGAAGUGAUGUCGUUAUUCAGGAAGCUGCGCUGCGUCCUGGGAGAGCGGACGGACCUGCUGCGAGACUUCGCCGCCUUCCUGCAUCCGGAGCAGGCGCUGCAGUGUGGACUGUUUGAGGAGCAGCAGGCGUUUGAACGUAGCCGGCGUUUCCUGCGGCAGCUGGAGAUCAGUUUUGGAGAUAAUCCGUCUCAUUAUCAGAAGAUCAUCAAAGCUCUGCAGACCGGUCCAGACCUGAGUCCAAACAGCAUCACCGAGCUGAAGUCUCAGAUGUCUGCGCUGCUGAAAGGCCACACCCAUCUUCAGACUGAAUUCUGGGUAUUUUUCGACGAGCUCCGCCCCCCUCCGGCCCGCCCAGGACAGUUCGAAGAAGCUCAUUGGCCGGAGGACGGAGGAGGCGGGUCGGACGGCGGGGAGGGCGGCAGCCUCGUGUUAGGGGGCGGAGCCAGCUGCGGCUUCGAGGAAGUGACGCUCCCGGAGCUGGAGGAGGAAGAGGAGGGGCUUAAGAUCCAACCAAUGACUAGCCGGCGCCAGAGGAGGAAGAUGGACGCCCACAGGAACUACAAGGACUGUGAUUGGUCGGAUGAGGCAAAGAUCAGCAGACACAGGAGGAAAGGAUGCUCUCACUGCCAUGGCAACAAGACCUCAGGGGGCGUGUCCAGAGCCAUGAAGAGUCUGGACCCGCUGUACUCUCAGAUAAGCUCCGCCCACAAAGACCUGGACCUGAAGGGGGACCACAGUCCACAACCAGACGGCAGUGGUGCAUCAUGGGAAGGCUCGUUCCCUCUGAUGGAUGAGAAGGAGGAAGAGGAGGAGGAGCUGGAUGAUGAAGAGGAUGAUGAAGAGGAGGAGCAGAGCCCAGCAGUGAAGAGGAGGAGAGAGGAAACCUCCAUCCCUCCCUCUGUCUCCUCUCCCUCUGUCUCCUCCAUCCCUCCCUCUGUCUCCUCCUCCUCUCCCUCCAUCCCUCCCUCUGUCUCCUCCAUCCCUCCCUCUGUCUCCUCCUCCUCUCCCUCCAUCCCUCCCUCUGUCUCCUCCAUCUCUGUCUCCUCCUCCAUCCCUCCCUCUCUCUCCUCCUCUCCCUCCAUCCCUCCCUCUCUCUCCUCCUCUCCCUCCAUCCCUCUCUCUGUCUCCUCCUUCCCUCCCUCUGUCUCCUCCUUCCCUCCCUCUGUCUCCUCCUCCUCUCCUCCCCCAGAUCUCCCCGUCUGUGCUAAGAACAUUUCUCUGACAGCGAGUGGAGAGAAAGUAAUCCUCUGGACCAGGGAGGCAGAUCGAGUGAUUCUGACAAGGUGUCAGCAGGAGGGAGCCAAUCAGAACACCUUCCAGGCCGUCUCUACUCUGCUCGGCAACAAGACUCCCAGCGAGGUUUCUCGCCGUUUUCGGGAUUUGAUGCGUUUGUUCCGGACGGCGGCUCGUCAGACCGGCUCUGAGGACGAGGCCCCGCCCCCUGAGCCGGCAGCAGCCAAUGAGGAAGAAGACUGACAUUACCCAAUCAGAAGACCAGCAGCUGAUGAUGUUUCUGGUGCUUUUAUUGUGAAGG
Sander lucioperca (pikeperch) is the source of this 6103-nucleotide messenger RNA. RefSeq names its product GON-4-like protein. Gene Ontology annotation, cellular component: nucleus. The record is from RefSeq and is a predicted model, not a curated record. The transcript is spliced from 34 exons. Gene Ontology annotation, biological process: regulation of DNA-templated transcription. Gene Ontology annotation, molecular function: transcription coregulator activity. Bases 109 to 6045 code for a protein of 1978 amino acids. NCBI's taxonomy places the organism in Eukaryota, Metazoa, Chordata, Actinopteri, Perciformes, Percidae.